This is a messenger RNA of Durusdinium trenchii, 2316 nucleotides long. NCBI's taxonomy places the organism in Eukaryota, Dinophyceae, Suessiales, Symbiodiniaceae. The record is from the annotation of a GenBank genome assembly.
AUGGAGGUUGAGAACCGUCAGAGCGUCAAGGUGAAAGUGAAGGCGCAGUGGGCGACCGAAGAUAAGAUGCGGGAUGUGUUGAAGCUGGCCCCGGCAAGAAUCAAAGCGAUUCGAGAAUACUGCGAGCAGCAUGCAAACCAUACAAAGUGGGAUAAAUAUGAAUCCAAGACUGCUUACUGGGUUGAGGAGGACCUGGAAUGCGAGUUUGAGUCCAGCAUGCCUGGCACUUCAGCUGGUGAGCAGCCGCAGCAGCGGCCGAACCAGUCGCAGCAAGUGUUGCCUCAGAUCCAGAAGAACCAGAAACCUUCCACAGUGAUCUUGAAGUUCAUCACCAAGCUCGGCAGUGUUGUGGACUUGUUGGAGAAGAAGCAGGGGGAAGUCAAUGAGGUGUACGCUUCAGGAGCUGUUGAGGGUUACACUGACGAGGCGCAGGAAUCCCUCUCAUUGGAAGCACGAGCGAAGUCCAUCCCGUUGCCAAAGGCUAAGGCCUCUGCUGCAAAAGCGGCACCGAAGGCCAAAGUUCCCGCUACUCGCCUUAAACGCUUUGCUCACAGUGCCAUCGUUGAAGCUCGCGAAGCUGGCACCGGGGUUUCACCUGCACUGCAACGGGCUGGCCGGGUGACAGCUGAAAACAUGCAGAAUUGUGAGCGUGACCUUCAUUCCUUGUUCUGGAAGUGUGGUCUAGCACUGCCAGUUCGCUUGAGCACUAUGCGCUUUGGCCUCCUUUAUGUACACUACAUAUCGCUCUCGACGUGGUUUCGGUGUUUGUUGGGGGAUUACCCUCAUCUCCUUCUUGGUGGCUUUAGUGAUAGCUCCAAGGCUUCACUUUUGUUGGAGUCUUUCUGGGAAACCUAUCGGGUGGCCCACAGUGAUCAUUUCGUUUUCUCACAGCAUCCUGGCAACCUCAAGGCCUGUGUGCCUUACUACCUGCACUUGGACGAAGGAACCGGUUUACGCAAGUCAGCUGUAUUGGUGUUCAAUUUCCAGGCAGCAUUUGGUCAGGAAACCGCUGCAAACUUUGAGAAACUGUUUGGGGAGGGAACAGGACGCUCUGACAGAGAUGUCAAAGAGUACAUGGUGGACGCGCAAACUCACAAUCAACGCGGGUCAUCCUUUCUGUCCAGGUUUCUGUUCACAGUCAUCCCGAAAAAGUGGUACACCAAGAAAUUUGACUUUGUGUGUGACAGAAUUCUAGCCCAGCUGGCAGAUGAAGCUGCGAGACUCGCCUGUGAAGGCAUCAGAGGCAUGUUUCCCAUCUGCCUCGGACUGAAGGGCGACGCGCCAGCUUUGGCAAAGGCAGCUCACUACAACAGGAAUGUUUCAGAAAAAGUUGGGAAGGGCAUUUGUCCAGAAUGCUUGGCAGGGUUGGAUGACCUCCCUUACGAGGACCUUUCGAGAGACCCAGUCUGGCUACCGAGUGAAGCCUUGGAAGGCUUGAACCAGCAAGCCCUCUUUCGAAAAGACCCCUUUCACGUUUUCAAACAAACAGUUGGUGGACAUUGGGUUGCUAGCGGGAUUAUCGUUCUGGUAGACAUGGGAUACUUUUGCAUUGCUGGAGAAUCAGCCCAAGCCGAUGUGUUGCUGCAGAACGCAUACCGGGAUUUUGCUUGGUUUGUGAAACAUGAGUGGCAUGGUCAGUACGUGGCCAACAUCAAGAGCUUUACAAAAGCAAUUCUUCAUUGGCACAAAAUCAAGUCAUACCCCUACGCCAGGCUGAAGGGAGCGGACACUAUGCUUCUCACACGCUGGUUGGCCGUGUUGAUACAACGGGGGCUUUAUCGUGCAGAAAGCAACCAAAGGCAGGGUGUCAGUUUGAUUGAUCGUCCACUAGAAGAUUGGCACGUGCCCCUUCUCAAGAGAAUCCUUCGAGGUUCACUUGCUGGUGUGGAUUUUUUCCGUAUCUUACACUCUCGAGGCGUGUGGCUGGACCGUGAGAAGGAUGCCAAACCCUUGGCUGAGCUUUGCUUUGACUUCGUGGAAUGCUACCGGGACCUUGCAACCCUGUGCUUUGAACGAGGGUUGAGGAGAUACAUGCUGGAACCAUCAAUUCAUUACUAUCACCACUUCGCCGUUGAUCUGAGCAUUAGGAUCCGACAUGGUGACAAAAGAAUUCUAUCUCCCAACCAGGACAAUUGUGAGAUGGACGAGGACUUCGUUGGAGCCAUCAGCCGUUUGACUAGAAACGUUCACGCCGCCACCACAACAUUGAGAACGCUGGAGCGCUAUAGAAUCAAGGCGUUCUUUCAGUUCACCCAUCAAGAUUGGGGGGCACGAGAACGCCGUCCAUCCAAGAAGAGGCUGAGGAUCAGACCGUGA